Monosiga brevicollis MX1 is the source of this 840-nucleotide messenger RNA. RefSeq lists its product as uncharacterized. Gene Ontology annotation, molecular function: protein farnesyltransferase activity; CAAX-protein geranylgeranyltransferase activity. Gene Ontology annotation, cellular component: cytoplasm; protein farnesyltransferase complex; CAAX-protein geranylgeranyltransferase complex. Lineage: Eukaryota; Choanoflagellata; Craspedida; Salpingoecidae. Gene Ontology annotation, biological process: protein geranylgeranylation; protein farnesylation. The coding region runs from base 1 to 840 and encodes 279 amino acids. The transcript is spliced from 7 exons. The record is from RefSeq and is a predicted model, not a curated record.
AUGGAGCUCAAGGGCAGUGCCGAAUGGGCAGAUGUGCAGCCCAUUCCUCAGGACGAUGGGCCCAACCCGGCGUGCCCCAUUGCGUAUGAUGAAGAAUUUCGCGAGGCCAUGGACUACUUCCGAGCAGUGGUAGCCAAAGAAGAAAUCUCGGAGCGAGCUCUUCUCUUGACGAGCCACGUCAUUGCACAGAACCCGGCCAACUACAGUGUCUGGCAUUACCGCCGCAAGCUAUUGCGAGCUCUGCAGGCAGACCUGCACAAAGAGCUUUUGUACAUUGGUGAGAUCAUCGAGGCCAACCUCAAGAACUAUCAAGUGUGGCAAUGGGCUAUGGUCCGCUUCCAGCUGUUCGCCACCUUGCCUGGCAAUGGGUUGCAAUACGUGGAUGAGUUACUGGAGACGGACGUCUGGAACAACAGUGCCUGGAGCCAUCGCCACUUUGUGUGUCGCUCCACCAACCGAUACAGUGACACCGCCGGUUGGGCAGCUGAGCGUGAUUACUGCCUGGCACGCAUCAAACAGAGCCCUAACAAUGAGAGCAGUUGGAACUACCUGCAUGGCUUGGUGGCAGCUGUCUCCCAGUCAUAUGCCGAUGACGCCGCCAUUGCCGAGGCUAUCGAGGCUCUGUCAGCUGAAGAUCCCCCCUUGCGCUUUGCGCUCCGAGCGCGAGUAGACCUGAUGUGCAGCCGAGCGCUUGCCUGUGCCGAUGGUGUCGCUGCGCAGGACGCUCUGCAGACUUGCUUGCGAUUGAAGGAUGAGGUGGAUGGUAUUCGAGCCAAGUAUUGGGCCUGGCGUCAUGAACAACUAGCUAAGCAACUUGCCACCGUGCUCGCCUCCUCUUGA